This is a messenger RNA of Patiria miniata (bat star), 1889 nucleotides long. It is a transcript of the gene sprtn, whose product is annotated as DNA-dependent metalloprotease SPRTN-like. Gene Ontology annotation, cellular component: nucleus. Gene Ontology annotation, biological process: DNA repair. Gene Ontology annotation, molecular function: single-stranded DNA binding; polyubiquitin modification-dependent protein binding; metalloendopeptidase activity. Lineage: Eukaryota; Metazoa; Echinodermata; Asteroidea; Valvatida; Asterinidae. The record is from RefSeq and is a predicted model, not a curated record.
CUGAUAGCUUUUGACUUCGUUGUUUGACAACUAUUGUUUCGGUUUACAUACAUGCCGUAAAAAUGUCAAGAGACAGGGAUCUGGAGCUUGCUCUAAAAUUGCAGGCACAAUUCGACGAGGAAGCAGUGCAAGAAAUUACUGAAAACGAUUCAUCCACAUUCACCACAUUCACCACAUCAACCGAAAAUGCCCCAAAAUUUACGCCAUUGGGCAGUGGCUCAUCACGAGCGAAUUCCCGUCGUAAUGAACCGAUGUCCAUUGUGGAUGAACAAUGGGAACUCCUGGACCCCAACCCCGACAUGAGAGCCAUGUUUCUAGAGUUCAAUGACAAGUUCUGGGGGAGAUUGGCGGGGGUUGAGGUUAGAUGGAGUCCCAGAAUGACAUUGUGUGCAGGGUUAUGCUGUUAUGAGGGGCAUGGGGGUCUGUGUUCCAUCCGCCUCAGCUCACCAUUACUGAAGCUGAGACCAAGAAAAGACUUGGUGGAAACGUUACUGCAUGAGAUGAUCCACGCCUAUUUGUUUGUGACAGCAAAUAACAAGGAUCACGAUGGACAUGGGCCGGAGUUCUGCAAGCACAUGAACAGAUUGAACCAAUCUACCGGUACAAACAUUACUAUCUACCACAACUUUCACGAUGAAGUGGACGUGUACCGUCAACACUGGUGGCGCUGCGCCGGGCCCUGCCAGAAACGACCCCCCUACUACGGAAUGGUGCGGAGGGCCAUGAACAGACCGCCCUCCAAAAGGGACCCCUGGUGGGCGGAGCAUCAGCGCACAUGUGGGGGGUCCUAUACAAAAGUGAAGGAACCCGAGGGAUACGGGGCCAAGAAAGGAACCAAGAGGAAGAAAGAAGAUGCUGAUAUGGAGGGGAUUGAAAAUGAAACAAAGAAGAGGGCAACAGACACUGGCACAACCUCAUCAUUUCCUGGUAAAGGUUUUACCAUUGGGGGAGCCAGCGCCACAUCAAGACUGGUUCCCCCAAAGACGGCCACCCUGGAUAAGUUCCUGAAGAAGGUGGAAGGUGGCAAGAAGUUCCCAGGGCCGCCGCCUCCUCCCUCACCCCCUUCCUCAUCAAAAAGCCAAGAUGAUGAUGAUGAGGAAGAUGGUGGUAGCCAAGGCAACCGGUCAAAAAAUGCAAGACUGAGAGCCCUAGCAGCGAUAUUCGACAGCGAUGAUUCGGAUGAUGAGGACAUCGUGAUCGUGAAGCUUGACACAUCGCUCAAAAAGGAUCCCAAGAAGGAACCCAAUGGAUUCUGCAAGGAUUCCGACAGCAAACCAGGAACAUCCAAGUCAAAUUCUCAUCUCACGAAAACUUCUGUUCCUCCAACGCCAAGGAACUUGCCACCCACAGGGCUUUCGUCCAACUCUAAACCAACACAGGGUAACAAAUCAGGUGUUGUGUCCAAAACCAUAGACAACAUUGCUUCCACCUCAAAGGGAAACACAGAGGAUCACGGGAAGAAACAGGACUCCAUUAUAGAUGCCUUCAAUAGGGUAAGACAACGAUCUGGGGAUAUUGGAACCAAGAACGUAACCAGAGUCAACGCAAAUAAUCCACAACAUAACGAUGGAUCCCCUUUGAGAAAUUUGUCCUCAGCCACAGAUGCUACCGUUAGUAAUGUACGCGAAAAUGGAAGACCCCCAGACACUGAGAUGGUGGCCUGCCCCGUUUGCCAGCGUAAAGUGGAACAGUCCAGAAUCAACCAACACCUCGACCAGUGCUUAUCGUGACAAGACUCAACGGGCGUCACCAUUUGUUGAAAGAGGCAGGGGUGUGCAUUGAACAGUCUUUGGAUCAGUGUAUCUCAUGAUUAGUUUCUCCAGUUUGAUAACUGAAAGGGGCCAUAUCAUAAAUCCGACGCCUCAUAGGUCCGACGCCUCAUAAGUCCG